Funneliformis geosporum is the source of this 421-nucleotide messenger RNA. Lineage: Eukaryota; Fungi; Glomeromycota; Glomeromycetes; Glomerales; Glomeraceae. The record is from the annotation of a GenBank genome assembly.
AUGGAUAAAAUAACUAUUUUUGACACUCAUUGCCACCUUGCUGACCAAAGAUAUCAAGAGCAGAAUAAGAAUACCGAAGAAAUUAUUCAAGAAGCCGAGCAAGCCGGAGUGAAGUAUAUCCUUAAUACCGGCCAAGACAUGCCAACUAAUCAAUUAUUACUCAAACAAUUAAAAAAUUUUCCUAACUUGUUUGGUUCCCUUGGCUUACACCCUAACAGUGAAGAAGAUUUAAAAGAAGAAAACUUAAAAUGGAUAGAACAACAAAGCAACGAGGAUAAAAACAAGUUUUUAGAUGCUUUUACUGAUGCUUACGAAAUAGUAAAAGAAACGGAAAUAAAAAAGGGCAUUCUUCACUGUUUUGCUGGUAAUUGGGAAGUAGCUGAAAAAUUCCUAAAUUUAGGAUUUUAUGUCUCUUUUGCCG